Messenger RNA from Zea mays, 806 nucleotides. RefSeq names its product 60S ribosomal protein L31. Bases 120 to 503 code for a protein of 127 amino acids. Gene Ontology annotation, cellular component: cytosolic large ribosomal subunit; ribosome. Lineage: Eukaryota; Viridiplantae; Streptophyta; Magnoliopsida; Poales; Poaceae. Gene Ontology annotation, biological process: cytoplasmic translation. Gene Ontology annotation, molecular function: structural constituent of ribosome. The transcript is spliced from 2 exons. The record is from RefSeq and is marked validated.
CCUAACUCGCGCCGCUAUAAAAUGGCGACUCUGGCGAUCAGGGUUUAUCUCGACUCCGCAACCUCCCUCUAGCCCGAGCGAAGAAGAAAGGAGGGUGCUCUGCCGGCGGCGGAGCGGAGAUGUCCGAGAGGAGGCGCGGCGCCGGCGCCGGCACCGGCACCCGCAAGGAUGAGGUGGUGACCCGCGAGUACACCAUCAACCUCCACAAGCGCCUCCACGGAUGCACCUUCAAGAAGAAGGCACCGAAUGCCAUCAAGGAGAUCAGGAAGUUCGCCCAGAAGACCAUGGGUACCACCGAUGUCCGGAUCGAUGUGAAGCUCAACAAGCACGUCUGGAGCAGCGGUAUCCGGAGUGUGCCGAGGCGAGUCCGUGUCAGGAUUGCCCGCAAGAGGAACGACGAGGAAGACGCCAAGGAGGGGCAGUACUCUCUGGUCACAGUAGCUGAGAUCCCUCCGGAGGGUCUCAAAGGUUUGGGAACUAAGGUUGUUGAGGAUGAGGAUUAAGUCGAAGGGUUCAAUCAUCUAGCACUUAAAUGCAUACCAUGAGAGCAAGUUUGAUAAUGCUGCUUCAGCUUGUUAUCUAUGCCGGAUGACGUGUGAUAGAAGUUUCGAGACGUUGCUCCUUUCAAGUUUUGAAAUUUUGACUAUAUGCCAUGCCAAGUCUGUGUUAUCUUUACACAUUCCGAGCAUCUGUAUUUAUUAUGCUGAGACAGACUCAUCAAUUUUUGCUUGUACAACCUGAUAUGACUGAUGUAGCCAUGUGUUUUAAGAUUUUUUGACGCAUGAAAGAUCACUUGUAGCCCUGUC